UUGAGGACACGCUACCAGAAGCUCUCCCCCUGGACUCAAGCAGCAGCGGCAGCAACACCGUCACCAGCAGUCCAGUAGUGCACUAUCGGUUCAAAACCUACAGGGAGAUCACAUAAGCAGACACCAUGACUAGCGUCAAAACUGAUGUAUCCAAAGUACUCAACAAAACCACCCCUGGCAUCCAGAUAUGGAGAAUAGAGAAAAUGGAAAUGGUUCCAGUUCCUCCUAAAUCCUAUGGAAGUUUCUUUGAGGGGGACGCCUAUGUGAUUUUAGCAACUCACAAAGUCAGCAACAAUUUCACCUACGAUAUUCACUAUUGGAUUGGAAAAGUAUCCUCACAAGAUGAGCAAGGAGCAGCUGCCAUCUACACCACACAAAUGGAUGACCAUUUAGGAGGAGUGGCAGUGCAGCACCGCGAAUGCCAAGGAUAUGAGAGUGAGGCGUUCAGGGCAUACUUCAAGCAAGGACUCAUAUACAAGCAAGGUGGUGUUGCCUCAGGACUGAAACAAGUGGAGACCAACGUCUAUAAAGUCAUGAGGUUGUUACAUGUGAAAGGAAAAAAGCAUGUGGUAGCUGGGGAGGUUGAAAUGAAUUGGAAAAGCUUCAACAAAGGAGACGUGUUUCUGCUUGAUUUGGGGAAUCUGAUAGUCCAAUGGAAUGGACCUGAAAGCAAUCGCAUGGAAAGGUUGAAGGGGACUACACUGGCCAAGGACAUCCGUGACCGAGAACGAGGGGGGCGGGCCCACCUGGGAAUUGUUGAAGGUGACGAUGAAAAUGCAUCUCCUGAACUCAUGAAGCUUAUGAACCACCUCCUAGGAGUACGAAAGGAACUUAAGUCUGCCAUUCCUGAUGAUGUAGUUGACAACAAACUAAAAACAUCCAUCAAACUUUUUCAUGUUUCAGAUGAGCAAGGAAAUCUGGUAAUGCAGGAGGUGGCAGUUCAGCCUCUGACGCAAGACUUGUUGAAUCAUGAUGACUGCUACAUUUUGGAUCAAGGUGGCAUCAAGAUUUUUGUAUGGAAGGGUAAGAAUUCUUCCAAAUCGGAGAGGUCUGCAGCCUUUGAACGGGCCAAUGGCUUCAUAAAAGCCAAGGGAUAUCCAGCAUCAACCUACGUAGAGACGGUAAAUGACGGAGCAGAAUCAGCGGUAUUCAAACAACUCUUCCAAAAAUGGGUUGUGAAGGAUCAAACUGUGGGUGUUGGAAAAACACACACUGUAGGAAAAGUGGCUAAAGUCGAACAGGUUAAGUUUGAUGCUGUAUCUAUGCACGCUAGGCCAGAUAUAGCCGCACAACAAAAGAUGGUUGAUGAUGGAACAGGUGAAGUCGAGGUAUGGAGAAUAGAAAAUCUAGAGCUAGUCCCAGUUGAUAAGAAGUGGAUUGGCCAUUUUUAUGGUGGAGACUGUUAUCUCAUUCUGUACAAUUACUUGGUCAACAAUAAAUUAAAUUAUCUACUUUACAUCUGGCAGGGUCGUCAUGCCAGUAAGGACGAAAUCACAGCUUCUGCAUAUCAAGCUGUGAUUCUUGAUCAGAAGUAUGAUGGGCAACCUGUACAGAUCAGAGUGUCAAUGGGCAAGGAACCUCCUCACUUCAUGGCCAUCUUUAAGGGGAAAAUGGUAGUUUAUGAGGGUGGUACUUCCCGGAGUGGAUCUCAGGAACCACAGCCUUCUGUGCGCCUCUUCCAUGUCCAUGGAACCAGUGAAUUUAACACAAGGGCAAUUGAAGUACUAGCUCGGGCUGCUUCUCUCAACUCAAAUGAUGUGUUUGUGCUAGCAUCAGAGACAUGCUGCUUCCUCUGGUAUGGAAAGGGCUGUAGUGGUGAUGAACGUGAAAUGGGGAAGAUGGUAGCUGACAUCAUUUCAAAAAGAGAGAAAAUAGUAAUUGCUGAAGGACAGGAGCCAACAGAAUUUUGGGCAGUGUUGGGAGGAAAAUCGCAGUAUGCCAACGACAAAAGGCUACAGGAAGCGCACUUGAACAUCACACCCCGUCUGUUUGAAUGCUCAAAUCAAACUGGAAGGUUCGUUGCCACAGAGAUUGCAGAUUUUAAUCAGGAUGACCUGGAUGAAGACGAUAUAAUGCUUCUUGAUGUGUGGGAUCAGAUAUUCCUGUGGGUGGGCAAAGGAGCCAAUGAGUCAGAAAAAAAGGAGACAUUGAACACAGCCCAAGACUAUCUGAACAGUCACCCAGGAGGCCGGGACCCAGGCACACCCAUUUUCUUAAUCAAACAGGGCUUUGAACCUCCUACCUUUACUGGCUGGUUUAAGGCCUGGGAUCCACACAAGUGGAGUAAUGGCAAGUCUUAUGAAGAACUGAAAGCUGAACUUGGAGAUUCCUCUGCCAUUGUUAAAUUAACAGAAGAAAUGAUGAAACCUGAUUUCAAAAUGAUUAACACAAAUGAGACAAUGGGUCCACUGCCAGUAAUUCCUGCAGAUCAGUUACUCAAUCGACAACCUGAUGAGCUGCCUGAAGGAGUAGAUCCUACAAAGAAGGAGGAGUAUCUAUCAAAUGAAGACUUUGCGGAAACUUUGGGAAUGACACGCUCCAUUUUCUAUGCUUUACCUCUUUGGAGACAGCAAAAUUUGAAAAAAGCGAAUGGUCUUUUCUAGAAGAAUGUUUGUUUUUUCUUGCUCUUUCUGUCUUUACAUCUUGAAACAGUUUGCAGACUCACAAUAAAUGGAAGAAUAUUAUUACUUGGCUACAGUUUGUAACAUAUUUGACUCUCAAUUAAUAUCCAUCUGCUUACUUUUAAAGAAGGUUUAACAUAAUAAAAAUAAA
Molecule: messenger RNA, 2772 nt
Organism: Polypterus senegalus (gray bichir)
Lineage: Eukaryota; Metazoa; Chordata; Cladistia; Polypteriformes; Polypteridae
Gene: vil1
Product: villin 1
Exons: 20
Coding region: 126-2603 (825 amino acids)
Biological process (GO): cytoskeleton organization; barbed-end actin filament capping; regulation of lamellipodium morphogenesis
Cellular component (GO): lamellipodium; cytoplasm; actin cytoskeleton
Molecular function (GO): actin filament binding; phosphatidylinositol-4,5-bisphosphate binding
Source: RefSeq, a predicted model, not a curated record